Gordionus sp. m RMFG-2023 is the source of this 1279-nucleotide messenger RNA. Its product is annotated as very-long-chain (3R)-3-hydroxyacyl-CoA dehydratase 3-like. The transcript has 11 exons. Gene Ontology annotation, cellular component: nucleus; cytosol. NCBI's taxonomy places the organism in Eukaryota, Metazoa, Nematomorpha, Gordioida, Chordodea, Parachordodidae. The record is from RefSeq and is a predicted model, not a curated record. Gene Ontology annotation, biological process: protein folding; chaperone-mediated protein complex assembly. Bases 173 to 1279 code for a protein of 368 amino acids. Gene Ontology annotation, molecular function: protein-folding chaperone binding; Hsp90 protein binding.
UUUAUUUAUAUAACCAUUUUAUGUAAAUAUUUAAAAUAUAAUUGAUCGCCUAUAUAAGUUAAAAAUAAAUUUACCUGUCCAUUCUUAGUUUACCUGUCAAUUCUCUCUUUACUCACACCGACUUCUUUUAUAAUUUUAAAAUAUUAUAAUCACAUUGUAAUUUGACGACAAUAUGGAGAUGGAGACUCUUACCCCAUUCACAUAUUGGGCUCAAAAUGAUACUUUUAUAUUUUUAAAAAUUGAAUUGACUGAUGUUAAGAAAUCAAAAGUUAAUAUUACAGAUAAAAUUUUAAAAUUUGACGCUAUAGGGACAGGGGUAUUGGGUGAAAAUAGAUAUAAUUUUACGCUAGAAUUCUAUGGUUUAAUUAUACCAGAAGAAUAUGAAUUAUAUCCAAAAAAAAUGUACUUAAAUUUUAAAAUUAAAAAAUUGCAAUCUAAAUGGUGGCCCAGAUUGUUGAAUGUCAAUAAAAAACCCACAUGGUUAAAAAUUGAUUUUGAAAAGUGGCGUGAAGAAGAAGAUUUAGAUAAUAUUGCAGAUGAUUUAGAAGAUGAGUUUAUAAAUCAAGAUAUGAUAAAUAAAUCCUUUAAUGAUUUUAAGAAUCCAGACCAUAUAAAUGCUUUUUUCAAACCAAAUUUGGUAUUCUUUUAUGAUAGCUUGAUUUUUGUAAAUUUGUUGAUCUUUUUAGUUGGAUUAUUAAUUCAUAAUUUUAAUCAUAAAGAGUAUAAUAUAUAUCAAGUAUUUGGUGUUAGAAUGUUUUUAAUUCAAUGUUUGCAAGGAUGUGAAAUUAUAUUUGUCAUCAUGAAAAAAAUAAACAAAAGUUGGGUUUAUUCAUUAGCUAAUGUUUUUAGUCAUAUAAUUAUGAUUCAUAUAUUAUGUUUUUAUUUUAUUCCAAAAAUGCAAACUAAACCACUCGUUUUUCACCUAUUUUUAACUUGGAGUCUGGAAGGAAUUUUAAGAUAUCCUUACUAUAUUAUAUCAAGUCUUGUCAAAAACAAUGAUACAAAUACAAUACAGCCAAUUAAUGGAAUUUUAAUAUGGUUACGUUACACUGUAUGGUUAAUUGUGUGUCCUCUUCAAUAUUUUAUUGAAUGUUUAACUCUUUUAAGAGCUAGUAAAUAUUAUCAUGGUGCAAAUUAUAGCUUGCCUUUCAAUCCUUCAUCUUUGAUAAACAUAUACAUAAUACUUCAUAUUCUAGCUUCCAUAUAUGUGAUUAAGAUCAAUUUUCAAAAAAGUCAAUUUUCAAAGAGAAUAAAUAAAUUUCCUAAAUUGUUAUCCUGA